UCAAAGAAAUUAGAGGGCCACGACCACACCAGAGAUACAAACUAGCUUGAACUGGAUAAGAGAACUGGAUAAGCUAUCUGUGAAACAGAAACAGAAAUAGCCAUGGCGAAAGCAUUAGCAGUUUAGCCUCAUCCAAUGACUACUCUCACUCUUGCCCCUUCUCUCCCCUGCUCAUCCUCCAAAAAACACCUCCCUUUCAGAUUCAUAGCCCAUGCUUCCACACAACUCUCCCCAGCCUCUCUGAAACAGCAACUUUCCCACCAAAAAACCGGAGUCAUUGUUAUCGGAGCCGGCCUUGCAGGUCUAGCUACCGCAGCCAGGCUAAACUCUCAAAACAUCCCCUUCCUCCUGCUUGAGGCUUCUGAUGCUGUUGGUGGCCGAGUUAGGACUGACGUUGUUGAUGGAUUCCUCCUCGACCGAGGCUUCCAAAUCUUCAUCACUGCGUAUCCCGAGGCCCAAAGACUUCUUGACUAUCAAGCACUGGAGCUACGGAAAUUCUACUCGGGUGCCCGCAUCUACUUUGAUGGCCGGUUCCAUACUGUGGCUGAUCCUUUAUGCCACUUUUUCGAUUCUGUCAAGUCCUUAACCAACCCCAUAGGAUCCGUUAUCGACAAAUUGCUUAUCGCGUUGACAAGGAUUCAGGUCCUGAGUAAAUCGGAUGAUGAAAUCAUGCUUGCUGAUGAGGUUCCUACUAUUGAUCUCCUAAAGAGAAUUGGGUUUUCGGAUUCGAUAGUGGAACGCUUUUUCCAGCCUUUCUUUGGUGGCAUAUUUUUUGAUAAAGAGCUCGGAACUACUUCAAGACUGUUCGACUUUAUAUUCAAGUGUCUCGCUCUCGGCAACAAUACCCUUCCUGCCAAAGGAAUCGGAGCCAUUCCAAAUCAAUUAGCAUCCAAGUUGCCAGCUGAUUCCAUCUUGUUGAAUACAAGAGUUGUUUCUGUUGGUCUAGACGAGGAUCAAAACACACCAAUGCCCUUUGUUAGACUGGAAAAUGGAGAUAUUCUACAAAGCGAGCUUGGAGUGAUUGUGGCUGUUGAAGAACCACACGUUAACGAGCUCUUGGCAGAAAUUAACAGUAUUGGGCCAGUUCAAAGUAAAAAACCUGCUCGCAGUACGGUGUGCUUGUAUUUCUCAGCAGACAGGGAUGAUAUACCUGUUCGAGACCCAGUUCUGUUCCUUAAUGGUUCAGGCAAAGGCAUUGUAAAUAACAUGUUCUUUGCGACCAAUGUAGCUCCAUCCUAUGGUCCACCUGGGAAGGCAUUGGUAUCAGUGACUCUGAUUGGGUUGUUCGAUGAUACAUCCGAUCAUGAUCUAGUAGACGAGGUUAUUUCGGAGCUAUCAGGUUGGUUUGGAGGCUCGAUGGUCGGGUCAUGGAAGCACUUGAGAAUGUAUAGGGUCAGAUAUGCACAACCAAAUCAAUGCCCUCCUACUAAUUUGAUGAAAAACCCUCAAAUUGGGUCAGGUCUAUACUUGUGUGGCGAUCACUUGACUUCUGCUACCUUUGAUGGUGCAUUAGCUUCCGGAAGAAAAGCUGCAGAAGCUUUGUUAAGAGAUAGGGCAUUCAUCAAGGUUUAAUUUGUUCAUUUUAAUUUUCAUCUCUGGGCAUCGUUGAGCCUUGAUGGUACUGGAAUUAAUUCUAAUAAAAUCGAAGGACAUUUUCCUUU
Populus nigra (black poplar) is the source of this 1661-nucleotide messenger RNA. Its product is annotated as 15-cis-phytoene desaturase, chloroplastic/chromoplastic. The transcript has a single exon. Bases 136 to 1572 code for a protein of 478 amino acids. Lineage: Eukaryota; Viridiplantae; Streptophyta; Magnoliopsida; Malpighiales; Salicaceae. The record is from RefSeq and is a predicted model, not a curated record. Gene Ontology annotation, molecular function: oxidoreductase activity.